This is a messenger RNA of Cyprinus carpio (common carp), 1361 nucleotides long. RefSeq lists its product as uncharacterized. The record is from RefSeq and is a predicted model, not a curated record. NCBI's taxonomy places the organism in Eukaryota, Metazoa, Chordata, Actinopteri, Cypriniformes, Cyprinidae. Gene Ontology annotation, molecular function: protein binding.
GUAGAACCUGUACUAGACGGAGAGCUCGAGCGCUGCUCGUGAGAGGACAGCGCUCGUCAGCGGGAAUGGCGGAGACCGUUUGCUCGCUCUUCGACUACCGGGAGCCGCCGACGCUGGACAGCAACGGAGAGAGCAGCAAACCGCCACCGCCGCGAGGACGUGGCUGUGGAAGGAAAAGGAAAGGGACACCAGUAAAAGUGUGUGACAGAGUUUUUGCUACAGAGGAUGAGGAGGAGAGCAUGUCUGAGAACAGCUAUGGACCAGAGAAAGGUGAUGGUCAUGAGGACAAACACAGAGUGCCUGCUGCUGAUGGAUCAUACUAUGAAACUCAAUCUGCUCAGCUCUGCAGUGUAAGUGAGGAGGGCUCUAGCAGAGGGAGGGGGGCCGUCUCAUACCCCCCACCACCAAACUGCCGCAUUCGUGAAGUGCACUGUGGAAAUCAAGUGCGACUAACUGUCAUAGCGAUCCGUGACAUCGCUAAGGGGGAGGAGAUCACUGUGGAUUACAGUUUGACCGAGUGGGGAGAAAACGCUAUGGGUUUCCAUGGCGCUGUAUCUCCUAGUAGCUUUGAUUGCAGCUCAGACCAUGAAAGAAACAUUAAGAAGGAGGAAGAGUCUGGCCCAGUUCCACUUUCUGCAUCAGAAUACCUCACACCUUCCUGGUCUCUCUCUCCUUCCUCCUCUCCUCUGUCUCACUCUGAGCCCAGUGAUUCAGACCUUGACUCGGAUGAUGCCAAUGGAGAGACACGCAUGCGAAUACCUCACCGCCGCAAGAGGCACAAAGCCCUGUCUGCACAUGCUAAGAGAAAAGCACUUCAACGACCCCCCAGCCAUCCUCCCACUUUUCCACACUCCCUCCUGUCCUCCUCACUGCAGCCUGCUGCUCCCUCCAGUCCUGUGUUUAAGUGCCCGCCGUCUGCAGGAGUUCCUGCUAAUAGUGUCAAUGUGUCAGUGGGUCGUGGGCAGAGCAUCAUGGCACAGAAACAGCGCUGUGUUUACUGUGGUCGUCACUUCCGAUCUCUCCCACGCCAUCUGGAUAAACACCACGCCCACCAGCCGGACGUGUGCUCUGCAAUGGUACAAGCAUGCACCUCUGGUGACCCUCCUUGUGUAAAGUCACCUCUUCCAUCAUCGAGCAAGCAGUCCCAAUGCCUUCAAGUGACUCCUGUUCCAGGUGUGGUGGUGGGAACACCACAGUCACCACCCUCUACUUCUUUGUCUCCGGUCAGAAGGAGCCCUGCCCUCUCUAGCCCUAUUUGCAAAAGUCCUACCCCAGCCCCGACAACUCCGCCCAGAAGAGGAGGCUUUUUAGUGUUUGUAUUGUAUUGUAUUCUAAAUUUUCAUUUUAGUAUUUCCUUAUAA